AUGAAGUUCAUGCUGCAGGCUCUAUUAGACCGGUUUGCUAAACAGGUUAAGCAGGCCUUGCCAUUCAGUUUGGAUCCAUUGCCCAGAGACCUGGCAUCACUGCUUGACUGCAGCUUUGUUGACCAGAUUUUCAGCUGCGUGAAGUCAAAACAUGCACGACAGCAGUUUGCGAAAAAUGCAUUUCCCUUCGCAAGUUCAGAAGAAAUGGCACUUGGAGAUGACGGGGACACUUUUCAAUAUGUGUCGAUCGGAAAAGUGUUGAGCAAUCUGCUCCAGUUGAAGACGAAACCGGGACUCUUCAUUGAUGCACAUAACCCCAACUUGACGGACGCAGGAUACAAGUGUUACAGAGACUUCAGGGAUGGAACCGUGUACGAGGGGUUACAAGAUGUUGUCACAGACGCGUCCGUAAUGACACUCUUUCUGAUAUUGUAUUCAGACGAGGUCGAAAUAGCCAAUCCUUUAGGUGCGAAACGUGGAGUCCACAAGUUCACAACAGUGUACUUCACAUUGUUGAAUAUGCACCCACGCUACAGGUCCAAGUUGGGAUCCGUCUACCUGGUAGUUCUGGAAAAGUUCAAAGACGUAGUAGAGCACGGGCUUUCUGCCAUCUUGAAACCAGUCCUCGAUGAGUUGGAGGAGCUCGGCUGCCAAGGCCUUACUGUCACGGUAGAUGGCGUCCCAGAAACCAUGAAGGUUCUUGUGGUGGCAGUCUGUGGUGACAACUUGUCCCAGCACAAGCUGGGAGGGUUUUCGGCAAGCUUCUCUCAGGGGCAUGUAUGUCGGUACUGCAUGGCAACAGCUGCCAACCUUCAUACAGUGACAAAUGAAGAGCAGUGCCAGAUCAGGACAAGGGCUGACCACAGCAGUCAUCUAGCCGCAGCCGAAGCAAACCCGCAAGAAGGUCGCAAGCUGCAUGGCGUUGUGGGCCCAUCUCCAAUGGCACAAUUGGCUUAUUUUGACGUCACUACACAAAUGGCCCCUGACAUGAUGCACGACCUCUUUGAGGGUGCAUUUGCUCACAUCAUAAGGCACGUCACCAAAGGUCUGAUUGACGAAGGAGCACUGACCCUGGAGGAUCUUAAGAGGGUAGAAACCUUUCCCUAUGGGUACAAUGACAGGAAAAACCGUCCGGAAUCACUGACAGCAGCAUUCCUUCAAGGGGGCGCAAGCCUUAAAGGCACAGCGGCCCAAAAAUGGUGCCUGUUCAGGCUGUUUCCGCUAAUAUUCGGUACAUCUGUCGAUGAAGAAAACAAGCACUGGAGUGUGCUCGUCCAGCUGCACAACAUUGUCACUCUCGUGCUGUCUGAACAGAUUACUGAGGACUGGGUCGCGUACCUUGAAGUCCUAGUGAAAGACUUUGUUGAAGCAUUCACGGCACUGUAUCCUACAGCUAAAGUCCUCCCAAAGUUGCACUACAUGGUGCACUACGCAAGACUGACUGCGGCCCUUGGACCACUGCGCCAGUACUGGUGCCUUCGUUUCGAGGCGAAGCACCAGUACUUUAAGUCCAUGGCUUCAAAAGUAAAAAAAUUCAUAAACAUUUGCAAAACCCUUGCGACUCGGCACCAACUCCUGCAGAGCUACGAAAUGAACUCUCUCAAGUUCCCUCUAUGCCCGAGAAUGAUGUGUGCCCGAGCUGUUGACAAAGCUAGCUUGCCAUCUGCUGCCCAAAGCUUAGAGUGCAAAGCGGAUCUCUUGGAAGCAAAAAGCGUGUUUCUAGACGCCGGAGACUACAGGGUAGACGACAUUCUGGUGGUGGGUACCGGAGAAGUCCCCCAGUUUGCACAGGUACGGAACAUUUAUGUCUCAAAGAAUGAUGCUUUCCUACUGCUUGAGAGACUUGCUACAAACUGUUUUCACCAACACAUCUGUGCCAAUGAAGUGACCAAAACAGGGGUGCUUCAACUCUCGAAAUGUGGUCAUGAACUGGAGGCCUCACAUCAGCACUUGGACCUGUACAAUGGUGGACACGUGUGUCUUCGUUAUGACGUAUUAUUUUAA
This is a messenger RNA of Ixodes scapularis (black-legged tick), 2004 nucleotides long. RefSeq lists its product as uncharacterized. The transcript has a single exon. Lineage: Eukaryota; Metazoa; Arthropoda; Arachnida; Ixodida; Ixodidae. The record is from RefSeq and is a predicted model, not a curated record. Bases 1 to 2004 code for a protein of 667 amino acids.